Aspergillus welwitschiae is the source of this 823-nucleotide messenger RNA. RefSeq lists its product as uncharacterized. Gene Ontology annotation, cellular component: extracellular region. The record is from RefSeq and is a predicted model, not a curated record. NCBI's taxonomy places the organism in Eukaryota, Fungi, Ascomycota, Eurotiomycetes, Eurotiales, Aspergillaceae. The transcript is spliced from 2 exons. Gene Ontology annotation, molecular function: IgE binding. The coding region runs from base 1 to 756 and encodes 251 amino acids.
AUGCAGUUCGCCAAGGCUAUGCCGCUGCUGGCAGCCCUCACCACCAGCACUUUCGCGCGCCUCGAAGGCCACGAUCGUCGCCAGGUCGCAACCGCGACCUUCAUCAGCACUCCUUCGUCCUUGUCCACUUCUUCCGGCGGUGCUUGGACCAACACCCCUUCUACCGGCAGUUACGGCAGCGGCGACACUUACAUCGGCAACAUCGGCAAUCCUUAUGGUAGCAACAUCAUCGAGGUUUCCGCCUCUGAAGCCAGCAAGUACAAGUACGUUAUGCAGUUCCAGGGCUCCAACACCGAGGACUGGACCGUCGCCAUCUGGAACAAGUAUGGUCCCGACGGUAAGAUGGACGGCUGGUAUGGCAAUGCCUGCAAGACCUUCACCCUCUCCCCUGGUGCCACCAAGUACAUCGCCUUCGACGAAGACACGAACGGAGGUUUUGCCGCCGCGGCCGGUUCUAUCCCCACCGACUCCAACGGUGGCUACACUUCCACCUGGGGUGAGUUCGAUUUCGGCUCCGCCGCCAACGACAACUGGUCAGGUUUCGAUGUCUCUGCCAUUGCCGCCCAGAACGCCGGCCUCACCGUCCAAGGUAUGAAGAUCUGCGAUGCGCUGGGCUCUACUUGCUCUUCCAUCACUUCCAAUGCUGGCACCGUUAGCAAUGCCUACACCACGGCCGAGACUGACGUCGGCGGCAUUGGUGGCAAUCUCGCUGCCGGCCCUGUCCGCCUGGCUGUCACCAUCGACUACAGUAGUUAAAUGGUGUUUGUAUGGAACAUUCGCAAUUGCAAGCGUAUUUGUCUAGCAUGCCGCACAUAUAUGGGAA